Molecule: messenger RNA, 705 nt
Organism: Oikopleura dioica
Lineage: Eukaryota; Metazoa; Chordata; Appendicularia; Copelata; Oikopleuridae
Source: the annotation of a GenBank genome assembly
AUGCAGCAACCUCCGAUGAUUUUGAAUGUUCAGCAAAAUGCGCCUCAACAACCUUACUACCAACCCCCACCCUCCCCGCAACCAAUGCCGGUCGUUAUGCAGCAAAGAAAGUCGGACAACUCAUGCGCCUAUUUCAUCGUCGGCGUAAUUUGCUGCCCUUGCAUUUUCUUCGUUUUUAUGAUUAUCCUUGGAGGCAUUGGAGCAGCUGUUUCACGGGAUAACUUGGGGCCCCGUAACAACCCGUACAAUUUCACGACUGAGUUUUCUGAUCAAGGAUCGAUUAAUUCAUUGAUUGUUGGAAUCUGCGAUGGUGAUAACGAGUACUCUGUUUCUGGCACUGGAACUUUUCAAUCAUCGAAUUAUCCAGAGAGUAACUACAACUCAAAUUCUCAGUGCACCAACAGAUUCUCCUCCUCAACGGAUGGACUCACUUUCGACUUCACUUCCUUUGAAAUCGAAGAAUUUUGGGACAAUCUCGUUUUCCGUGAUGACGCUGGAGAACAAUAUGCCUUCACUGGAACUCAAUCGGAAACACGAUUCUCCUUCGCUUCGUCUUUCGUCGACGUCCAUUUCCAAUCCGAUCACGUAGUGCAAAAGGCCGGCUUUUCCGUCCAAGUCUCUGACGGAUACGAAGAAGAUAACGAGGUCUCAAUCAUUUAUCCAGAUGUCAAGUUUACCGGAGAAACUCCAGAAAAAGAACAAUGA